Molecule: messenger RNA, 705 nt
Organism: Strongyloides ratti
Lineage: Eukaryota; Metazoa; Nematoda; Chromadorea; Rhabditida; Strongyloididae
Product: Reverse transcriptase domain-containing protein
Exons: 1
Coding region: 1-705 (234 amino acids)
Source: RefSeq, a predicted model, not a curated record
AUGGAUUCAUAUUAUACAACAUUAUUUGAUGAUAGUAAUAUGGGUGAAUGCCCAGGUACUGUAGAAUUACAAUUCAUAGACAAUCCUAAAUUUAGACACAUACUAGCGAGACUUUACCCACCAGGUGUAACUGAAGAAUGUGUACAACAAAAAAUUGAUCAGUUGGUGAAAGAAGGUAUAUGGGAAAAAGUUUCUUAUUGUGAUGCAUUUUCAUCGGUUAGACCAGUAAUUAAAAAAUUAGAUAAGGUUGAUAAAGACUCUGGUUUAGUUACUCCUGACAAUUUGAGAUUAACUGCAGACUUUAGUCUAUUAAAUAUGAAUCUUAAAACAAAUGUAUAUCCAGUCAAAAAUAUUUCUUCUGAAUUAGCUAGGGUAGGUUUAAUGAUUAAAGAUGGAAAUGAAUUUGUUUUAAGUGUAUUUGACGUUCAUUCUGCAUAUGAUAGUGUUAAAAUAACCAGAAAUUCGAGUCUUAAGUGUGGUAUUGCAACUCAUAAUGGUACAUAUAUUCCUCCUAGAUUGCCACAAGGAAUUUCUCUAAGUCCAUGCAUUUGGCAAGAAAGAAUUGAUAGUAUUAUGGCAAAAAUAGAAGCAGAAAAUAAAUAUAAAAUUCCAGGUUUUGGGUCUGUUAUGAUUGCCUAUUAUGAUGAUAUAAUCAUUGUAAGUACAAAAUUUAGUGAGCAUUUCGAAUUAUUAAAAAUAUUUUAA